Molecule: messenger RNA, 6281 nt
Organism: Phyllostomus discolor (pale spear-nosed bat)
Lineage: Eukaryota; Metazoa; Chordata; Mammalia; Chiroptera; Phyllostomidae
Gene: MCF2L
Product: MCF.2 cell line derived transforming sequence like
Exons: 32
Coding region: 912-4454 (1180 amino acids)
Biological process (GO): intracellular signal transduction; positive regulation of Rho protein signal transduction
Cellular component (GO): cytoplasm; extrinsic component of membrane
Molecular function (GO): guanyl-nucleotide exchange factor activity; protein binding
Source: RefSeq, a predicted model, not a curated record
CAGGAUGUAGGAACAAAACCUGCAACGGCUGCAAACACUUCUGCUCAGCGCUGGCUGGCCCUAAGCGUGAGCCUAAGCCAGUCCCUAAUCCAGUUUAAAGGACUGUCCUCUCCAGGUGUCUCCGCUCCAGCACUGGACUCGAGUGCCUGGUCCCCUUCACCAUUACAUUUCUUCCUGUUCGAAAUCUGGCCUGCAGACUAGCGGCUUCCCCGUCACCUGGGAGCUUGUUAGAGUCUCGGCGCCACCCCCCUCCCAUCAAAACCUCCUCUUUAACAAGCUCCCCAGGGAUCCCCACCUAUGAAGCAUCCCAUUUAUUACACCUUCCAUGUUCUUCGCCCCUGGGGGGCGCUCUGUAGCCAGCUGCUGAGGACCCUCUCGCACACAGGAAUAGAGGGGCGCACACACAGCUUUCAGAGGAGCUCAGAAGAGCAGCCUCGAGCAGCUGCCCAAGUGUGCUGCUCUCCAGUGCGUCUUCAUCCUGAUGAGGUGUCUUGGGGCCAGAGGGUCCAGACCCUGCCCCUUGGUGGCAGCCCCACCGGCUUAGUGGACUGACAGCGGCUGAGCGCGGGGCUCCUGCAGGGGGGGUCUGGACCGGCGACACGAUACGCAGGACUGGAGCUGCUGCUGCAGGAGCUUUGGCGCCGCUGGGGUCUCAACAGUUAACAGUCUGCAGGCAGAAUAAGUGAGCCACCGCCGAGGGCUCCUGCUUCAGGGACGGCCAACCCUAGGCCCUGGGGGAGCAGGCUGGGCAGCCAGCCCUGCGGAGCCCCAGGGGUUCGCGGCCCCUUGGCGCCGGCUGCGGGCGGCCAGCCCAAAGAUGGAGCCUUGCAGCCUUCCUUUGUGCGCCCCGGACGGGCGUUCCAGGAGGCAGGUCGCCGCCUCCUGACGCCGGCGCGUUGGCGGGCGACAGCAUGACCUUAAGCCUCAUCUCUUUGCUGUCCCAGGAUAUCUCCGGGCUCUGGCUCCUCCUGAAGACCAGCACAGAUGAAAUCAUGCACCAGGACAUCACCCCGCUCUGUGCUGCCGACAUCCAGGACCAGCUGAAGAAGCGCUUUGCUUACCUGUCCGGCGGGCGGGGGCAGGACGGCAGCCCGGUCAUCACCUUCCCGGACUACCCGGCCUUCAGCGACGUGCCGGACAAGGAGUUCCAGAAUGUCAUGACCUAUCUCACCAGCAUCCCCAGCUUACAAGAUGCUGGCAUCGGGUUCAUCCUGGUCAUAGACCGAAGGCAGGACAAAUGGACCUCCGUGAAGGCAUCGGUCCUGCGGAUAGCCGCCUCCUUCCCAGCAAACCUGCAGCUCGUCCUUGUUCUGCGCCCAACAGGAUUCCUGCAAAGGACUCUCUCUGACCUGGCCUUCAAAUUCAAUAGAGAUGACUUUAAGAUGAAGGUGCCGGUCAUAAUGCUGAGCUCAGUACCAGAAUUACACGGCUACAUCGACAAGUCCCAGCUGACCGAGGACCUGGGCGGGACCCUGGAUUACUGCCACACCAGGUGGUUGUGUCACCGCACGGCCAUCGAAGGUUUUGCCCUCAUGGUGAAGCAGACAGCCCAGAUGCUGCAGUCCUUCGGGACCGAGCUGGCCGAAACGGAACUGCCCAAUGACGUCCAGUCUACGAGCUCAGUGCUCUGCGCGCACACGGAGAAGAAAGUCAAAGCGAAGGAAGACAUGAGGCUGGCGCUGGACGAGGGGCAGAGCAUCCUGGAGAGCAUCAGGGAGCCCCUGGCCAAGAGCCCGGAGCAGAGCCUGAACCAGGACCAGCUGGACAAUCAGACCACCGUGCAGAGGCUCCUGGCCCAGCUGAAUGAAACCGAGGCUGCCUUUGAUGAGUUUUGGGCAAAGCAUCAGCAAAAACUUGAACAGUGUCUGCAGCUCCGGCAUUUCGAGCAGGAUUUCCGAGAGGUCAAGGCCUCCUUAGACGCGUUGGCUCAGAAGAUAGCGACUUUCACGGACGUGGGCAACAGCUUGGCGCACGCAGAGCACCUCCUGAAGGACCUUACCAGCUUUGAGGAAAAGUCCAGUGCAGCCGUGGAGCGGGCCCGCGCCCUGUCCCUGGAGGGGGAGCAGCUCAUCGACAACAAGCACUACGCCGUGGACUCCAUCCGCCCCAAGUGCCACGAGCUCCAGCACCUCUGUGACCAGUUCACUGCGGAGGUCGGGCAGCGGAGAGGUCUACUCAACAAGUCACUGGAGCUGCACAGCCUCCUGGAGGCGUCCAUGAAGUGGUGCGAUGAGGGGAUUUACCUGCUGGCCUCACAGCCCGUGGACAAGUGCCAGUCCCAGGAUGGGGCCGAGGCAGCCCUCCAAGAAAUUGAGAAGUUUUUGGAGACCGGUGCAGAAAAUAAGAUCCAGGAGCUCAAUAAAAUUUACCAGGACUACGAACCCAUCCUCACCCAAGACCUGCUGGAACACGUGCAGAAGGUCUUCCAGAAGCAAGAGAGCAUGGAAGAAAUGUUUCACCGGAGACAGGCCAGCCUGAAGAAGCUGGCGGCCAAGCAGACCAGGCCCGUGCAGCCAGUGGCCCCCCGGCCCGAGGCGCUCACCAAGUCGCCCUGCCCCUCCCCAGGUGUCUGGAGAGGUUCCGAGAACAGCAGUUCUGAGGGCAGCGCACUCCGGAGGGGGCCCUACAGGAGGGCCAAGAGCGAAAUGAGUGAGGGCCGGCAGGGCCGCAGCAGCUCCACGGGGGAAGAGGAGGAGAGCCUGGCCAUCCUGAGGAGGCACGUGAUGAACGAACUGCUUGACACGGAGCGGGUCUACGUGGAGGAGCUGCUCUGCGUCCUGGAGGGCUACGCUGCCGAGAUGGAUAAUCCUCUGAUGACGCAUCUCCUCACAGCAGGCCUUCAGAACAAGAAGGAUGUUUUAUUUGGAAACAUGGAAGAAAUUUACCACUUUCAUAACAGAAUAUUCCUGAGAGAGCUGGAAAACUACAUAGACUGCCCAGAGCUGGUUGGAAGGUGUUUUCUAGAAAGGAUGGAAGAAUUCCAGAUCUACGAGAAGUACUGCCAGAACAAGCCCCGCUCGGAGAGCCUGUGGCGACAGUGCUCCGACUGCCCGUUCUUCCAGGAAUGCCAGAAGAAACUGGACCACAAGCUAAGUCUGGACUCCUACCUGCUGAAGCCAGUCCAGAGGAUCACCAAAUACCAGCUGCUCCUCAAGGAAAUGUUGAAGUACAGCAAGAACUGCGAGGGGGCGGAGGACCUGCAGGAGGCGCUGAGCUCCAUCCUGGGCAUCCUCAAGGCCGUAAAUGACUCCAUGCACCUCAUCGCAAUCACAGGCUAUGAUGGGAAUCUGAGUGACUUGGGGAAGCUGCUGAUGCAGGGAUCCUUCAGUGUCUGGACGGACCACAAGAAGGGCCACACCAAGGUGAAGGACCUGGCCAGGUUCAAGCCCAUGCAGCGACAUCUGUUCCUGCACGAGAAGGCCGUGCUCUUCUGCAAGAAGCGGGAGGAGAACGGGGAAGGGUACGAGAAGGCCCCAUCCUACAGCUACAAGCAGUCCUUAAAUAUGACAGCAGUUGGCAUAACGGAGAAUGUGAAAGGUGACGCGAAGAAGUUUGAGAUCUGGUACAAUGCCAGGGAGGAAGUUUACAUCAUUCAGGCACCAACUCCGGAGAUUAAGGCAGCGUGGGUGAAUGAGAUUCGGAAAGUGCUGACCAGCCAGCUGCAGGCUUGUCGAGAAGCCAGCCAGCACAGGGCCCUGGAGCAGUCCCAGAGCUUGCCUCUGCCGGCCUCGUCCAACACCAGUCCUUCGAAAGGAAACACGAGAAACAUCAAGAAGUUGGAAGAAAGAAAAACUGACCCUCUAAGUCUGGAAGGAUAUGUGAGCUCAACGACAUUGCCAAAACCCCCCGAAAAGGGCAAAGAUGACACAGUCACUAGCUCUACCUCAGAAAGCUCUGCGCUUUCCAAGAAGCGCUUUACUCUGCAGGGCUUUGCUAACCUCAAAGGUCAGAAAGCUUCUCCUACCAGUCCUGACAAAAAAGCUAAGCGACACGAAGUUAAGAGCGAUCCAACGCCUUUUGGUUUACGAGGCUGGAGCAAAACAUCUCACCCACUGGAGGCCCCUGAGGACAACGAUGGCUGGUCGAGUGCCGAGGAGCCAAUUAAUUCCUCAGAUGCGGAGGAGGAAGGCGGAGUGGGCCCCAGGAAGCUGGCUCCAGGGAAGUACACCAUCGUGGUGGAUGAUGAGAAGGGAGGCCCCAACACACUUGCCGUGAGGAGCGGAGACAUGGUGGAGGUGGUUCAGGAGGGCGACGAGGGCCUUUGGUAUGUCAGGAACCUGACCUCCAGCAAGGAGGGGUGGGUGCCAGCCAGCAGCCUGUCCAUGCUCCUCAGCAAGUCCAGCUCAGCACAGUGCUUGAGCAGCUCAGAGUCCAGCACAGGGUCCGCUCUGCUGAGCAACUCCUCCAGCUGCAGCGAGAGCUGCGGCGGCCCCCUCUCUGACCUGCAGGGGUAGCGCCGGCCGGGCCCCCAGUGCAGGAGACCAGCCUGUGAGCCUCUAAGUUUUCCUUUGCUUGGGCUUGCCUAGUUUGGUGAAGGGAUGGUGCUCUAAGACGCCCUGGGAAAGGAAGAGCCUGACAAGACCUGAACAAUGAGCUGCCUGCUGCCCACCGAACCUCACGGUGCAGGACACGGGGGCAUUCGGAGGAAUGGUUCAGGAAGAUUCUGCCCUCCAGCCUCCAAGCCAGGAUUCCCUCCCAGGGCACGGAAACUGGUUCCCAUGGAAAGACUAGUAUACCAAGCUUCCGCGGAGCAUCUGAAUGGACGGAGCAUGGCUGCAGGCCGACAGACCGCUCGUGCAGGAGGGCUCUGUGGGGGGGCCGUCCGGCCGGCCUCUGCCAGGCAGCCAGGAGCCGGUCCCAACCGCUCUGCUUUGGUUUCCGACAUGCCUGGUCUGGUGCUUUCUGCAGGGAUGUGUACUGUGGGGCUGCUUCCAAAAGAAGUGACCGAUUCACUGACCCAACAGCUUGAAGAGAGAGAGGGUGGGGGGACUAUUUUGUCUUUUACAAAUUUUUUUUAAAGCAGGGGUUAACCCCAUGGCCAUUUUUUUGUGGUACUUUGGCCUCUAACCUUUACCAGGAAUCACUGUGUUUACAUGAAAUGACAAUUUGAUACUGCAUUUGAUAUAAAACUAUUUUUUUGUUACUGGGGUUUACAUUGCAGCACGUUGUAUAUACCCUGAAUGAUUUGGGGGACUCUCUCGUGGAAAUUGACGGCACUCUCCGAGCCCACCCGGUGACGGGAAUGAAAACACAUCCUUUGCUAAAACCAAGCAGCAUUUCUACAAAUGAGAGCAGUUAGAAACCAAGAAAAUUCCUUUACCUGGGUAGUUAAUUUUCAAAAGGAAAUUUAAACUAUAAUUUAAAAUACUAACCUUCUUUUCUACAAAAAAAAAAUAAUAAUGAGGACUCUUGAUUUUUUUUAACACGCCUCACUGAAUUGGGAUUUUUUAUUGUUUUUAAAGAAUACACGAAGAUGCAGUUUUUGCAGGGUCUCAUCUGAACCAAUGACGUCACAGGCAGCUCCGUGAAAACCUGAGCUGCCUCCCCUCUGCCUCCUUCCCCACCUCCCCCACCUGCACAGGCCGCCAGACCGCCCUGCGCGUGCUGUAUGGGACCACCCUAAACACAGAAACCUAAAGGUGCAGAGUUAUUUUAUUCCUGUCAAAGCAGAACUGGGAAGAAAGCUCUUCUGUUUUCGCUUGUUUUAUGUUUCAGAAACGAAUUCUGUUCUUUGGCAACGCUCUCUGUGUGCGGUUGGGCAGAUAUUUUUCUAUGUGUGUAUAUAUGUGGAUGUGUGUACAUAUGUAUCCGAUGUAAGGGACGUAUUUAUAGCCUCCAUGCUGCUGGCAAUGUGUCACUUUACAGCCCUCCCCGAGCCCCAGGCCCUACUGUAGCCGAGGCCAGCAGGCUUCCUCCCCCCACCCCCACAUGCAAGGCCGUCCUCGCCCACCAGGCCUCUCUGGAGUGUGGUAAUAAAACAAAACGACGUGUCAGACUUGGCAGCUUUUCUUCUGGUGUAUAAGUUAUUUGAAAAAUAAUGUGUCUCCUAAUUUAAUUAAUAUAUGGAUUGUUCGAACGUGGUUCCUGCCGACUCUGCCUGGGACUGGCCGCCACUCUGUGAUCUGUCCCUCUGAAGGCACUUUAAAACUCCAUGUUUCGGCCACUGUUCUUUUCUCCCCCUGCGGAUGUAAACGAAAUUUAAAAAUCAGAACUCUUUAUUGUAUGGAUGAAGUUUGAAUAAACAUCGGCAACUCUUGCUGUCUGCCUUCGCCUGCACAGGC